ACUUUAAUUCAGUUCAUUUCUGGCGAUCGUGUCGUUUGGUUGAUUUGAGUAAAUUGUACGGAAGUGUGACGACGACGACGGUGUUGUUGCAUUAGCGAAUGCAUUUGCGGCGAACGAGUAGAGGAGCUACUACUUCGAAUGUAUGAAUUGUGAAAGAAGUGAAGAAAUUGUGAAACAUUUUCAAACAAUAAAGUUACGAACUUUUGUGUUACAACAACAACAAAUUGCUUAUUAUAGAAAGAAAAGCAAAUAAACAUGUGAACUCUACCCACUAAUUGGCAAAAAUUGAUUUUCGGCUCAACUCGCGCAAAAUUCUCGUUACAAACCAACCACCACUCUCCGUUGGUCCGGUUUUGUUUUUGGACAGCCCGGUUAUUUGCGUAUAUCUACAUGCGUGUGUGUUGUUGUUGGUGUUGGCAUUGUUGUCAUUUCGUUACGACUCGUUUUCAACAAUUUAUUUUCCAUAAAUAAAUUUGUUAUGCUUUGUUAAAAUUAGUGAACAAGAAAAAAUAAAAACAAAACAUAAAUAGCAAAAGCAAAGCAAAAAGCAACAAAAAAGUAAAAGAAACAUAGAACACGCUGAAAAGUGAAAAAAACAGCAAUAAAGUAUUAACCGAGAGUCAAAGGUAGGCAAAGUGCCGGAGCCAAAAGAAAAGUGAGAGAAUCAUUGUUAGCGACAACAAUAACAAGCUAUAAUGAAGGCAAGUCAAGGCAUAGAAAAGUAAUAAUAAAUAGUGAAAAAAAGCUGAAAUCGAACGAGUUAGAGGUGGAAAAGCGACGUAAACGUGAAAAGAAAACGGAAAAUCAAAAUUUUACGCAGUCAGUCUGAGAGACAAACAAACAACAACCAUAUGUUAUUGUAAUAUUGUUAUUGGAAAAAAGUUAUAAUUUAUUACGAUUUUGUUGUUGCUUGUGUUAAAGUAAAAAAUAAAAACAAAAACAAAAAUGUGGCGGCAGUGCGUUGGCCGGUGAUCGAUGAUGUUGACGGCUUCAACGUUAUAUACACUGUGGCAGCAGACGGUGCACUGCAGCUGAACUGCAUGAAUUUUUCAUAAUAAAUAUAGAAAAAUAAAAAAAUAAAAUUUUAUUAGUAAUAAAAAUGCGCCAUUUUUCGGAGUGCUACAAUAAAAUAAAACAUUAAAAAUAACUAAAGCAUAUAAAAAACGCACUAAAUACCAUAAAAUAAUUCAACGGAAAAUCAUUAAAAUCCUUAAAAAAUAGUUUUAUUAACUGCAACAAUUUUAUUUACACAAAAUUUGUUGUCAAGUUGUACUAUUUAUCGCUUUUGUUUACGAUUUACUUUGCAAAUAUUUUGGUUCUGUGAUAACUUGUGUGCCAAAUUUACUCAAAAUUUUGCUAUUUUUGUUUGGAUACAAAAAUCUGCUUGGAAUUUCAACUAUUUUCUACUAUUUUACUUUUGGAUAACUUUGAAUAACUGCUGAAAACCAUAAAGAUCUGCAAAUUUCUACUUAAUUUAUCAAACGCAAAUGCCGCAAAGUAAUUAAACACUCAACAACGAGAAAAUGGAAUUGGAAAUGUUAUCCUUCAUUUGUCGCACACCGCUGAUUUGACAACACCGCUGCGCCUGCGGUUUGAGCGUGCGUUCGGUCGUACGCAUUGUUGCAUAGCGCGCGCCACUAGCGUUGCUACAGCUACAACUACAGCUACUUACUUACUUUGCUGCACAUUUGCACUCUGCACUGUCUUCAGUCUUCAGUCAGCUGUUGACUGUCAACUGUCACUGUCACAGACAGCUAAAAGUACUCAACUACAAAAAAUUUUGGAAGCGCUAGCGAAUAAGUUUCGCGCGAAAUAUUUAAAUAUAUAAAAUAUAAACAAACAUAAGUCAUGUCACGCACAACGGCACACAACAGUCAUGCGACGCGGCGGCAUCCGCUGGCGUUAUGCAACUCUAUAUUCGUACUCAGCAUCGUGCUGUUGCUACACACACAUAACUGUCAUGCGGACGGCAUGCAACAUCUCGCGGAUAGCGGCGGUGGCGUUGGCAUGGGCGGCAUGGGUCCACAUUCGAUGGAUGUUAGUCCUGCGCCGGGUUAUGGCUUGCCCGCCAUACCGAAAGAUCCGAAUUCACGCUGCGAAGAGAUCACUAUACCGAUGUGUCGCGGCAUUGGUUACAACAUGACCUCGUUUCCGAAUGAGAUGAAUCACGAGACACAGGAUGAGGCCGGCUUGGAAGUGCAUCAAUUUUGGCCGCUGGUGGAGAUCAAAUGUUCACCCGACUUGAAAUUCUUCCUUUGUUCGAUGUACACACCCAUCUGUUUGGAGGACUAUCACAAGCCGUUGCCGGUUUGUCGUUCGGUUUGUGAGCGCGCACGCGCCGGUUGUGCGCCCAUCAUGCAACAGUAUAGUUUCCAGUGGCCGGAGCGUAUGGCUUGCGAGCACUUGCCCGUUCAUGGCGAUCCGGAGAAUUUGUGCAUGGAACAGCCGUCUUAUACGGAGUCGGGUAGCGGCGGUUCUGGACGUGAUGGUUCGUCCGGUAGCGGCUCCGGCGGUUCCGGUGGCAGCGGUGGUAGUGGUGGUGGUGGCGGCGGCGGUGGUAAACGCAAGCAAUCUGGUGCCGGUGGCUCAACUUCACAGAAAUGUAAAGGCAAAAAUUCAAAAAACUGCCAAAAUUCCCUAGGAGAAAGAACAAACGUAAAGGAUUGCACGUGCUCGUGUCGCCCGCCACUCCUACUCCUGGGGAAGGAAGCGCUGAUGCAGCCACCACACAUGCAUUACCCGUGGUACAUGAAUUCAACUGUACAAAGAAUCGCCGGCGUACCAAAUUGCGCGAUCCCGUGCAAGGGACCGUUCUUCACAAACGACGAAAAGGACUUCGCCGGCAUAUGGAUCGCCCUGUGGUCGGGUCUGUGCUUCUGCAGCACACUGAUGACACUCACCACGUUCAUCAUCGACACCGAAAGGUUUAAAUAUCCCGAACGUCCGAUUGUAUUUCUCUCCGCCUGCUACUUUAUGGUCGCUGUUGGUUAUCUGUCGAAGAAUUUUCUACAGAAUGAAGAGAUCGCUUGUGAUGGUCGCUACUUGAAGGAGAGCUCCGCGGGACCACACUCCUGUACUAUGGUAUUUUUGCUGACGUAUUUCUUCGGCAUGGCUUCGUCUAUUUGGUGGGUUGUGCUCAGCUUCACUUGGUUCCUCGCCGCUGGUUUGAAAUGGGGCAAUGAAGCCAUCACCAAACACUCGCAGUAUUUUCAUUUAGCCGCCUGGCUCAUACCCACAGUGCAAUCGGUAGCCGUUUUGCUGCUCUCAGCUGUCGACGGUGAUCCCAUACUCGGCAUUUGCUAUGUGGGCAAUCUCAAUCCGGAUCAUCUGAAGACAUUCGUGCUGGCACCGCUCUUUGUAUACCUCGUCAUCGGCACCACCUUCCUCAUGGCGGGUUUCGUUUCACUUUUCCGCAUACGUUCCGUUAUCAAGCAACAAGGCGGUGUUGGCGCUGGCGUUAAAGCAGAUAAAUUGGAAAAACUCAUGAUACGCAUUGGCAUCUUUUCCGUCCUCUACACCGUCCCGGCAACCAUCGUAAUCGGAUGCUACCUGUAUGAGGCCGCCUUCUUCGAAGACUGGAUCAAAGCGCUCGCCUGCCCAUGUGCACAGACCAAAGGGCCUGGCAAGAAACCCUUAUACUCAGUACUAAUGCUGAAGUAUUUCAUGGCAUUGGCAGUUGGCAUUACAUCGGGCGUUUGGAUCUGGUCCGGUAAGACGUUGGAAAGUUGGCGUCGCUUUUGGCGUCGACUCUUCGGCGCACCGGAUCGCACUGGCGCCAAUCAGGCGCUCAUUAAACCGCGACCGCCCAUACCGCAUCCGUAUGCUGGCUCCGGCAUGGGUAUGCCAGUGGGUUCGGCGGCCGGUUCGCUACUCGCCACACCAUAUACACAGGCGGGUGGCGCAUCGGUUGCCUCCACCAGCCAUCACCAUUUGCACCAUCAUGUUCUCAAACAACCGGCAGCAAGUCACGUAUGA
Zeugodacus cucurbitae (melon fly) is the source of this 3975-nucleotide messenger RNA. It is a transcript of the gene fz2, whose product is annotated as frizzled-2. The transcript has 3 exons. Gene Ontology annotation, biological process: canonical Wnt signaling pathway; non-canonical Wnt signaling pathway. Bases 1849 to 3975 code for a protein of 708 amino acids. Gene Ontology annotation, molecular function: Wnt-protein binding; Wnt receptor activity. Gene Ontology annotation, cellular component: plasma membrane. NCBI's taxonomy places the organism in Eukaryota, Metazoa, Arthropoda, Insecta, Diptera, Tephritidae. The record is from RefSeq and is a predicted model, not a curated record.